CUGAAAUGCUGCCAGUUGACAAACCCUCCUCAGAGACUGACUGAUUACACACGCAGGUGCUAGAGACUGAAGGGGGAGAGAGCUGCUCUCCAGGCACCACCAUCUGUACCCCCAGCCCAGCCCUAUUUGCCUUGUGUUUAUUUUGUUCUUUUGUGAUAUGAGAUCUCAAGAGACCAAUAAAAUAACCUUUGAGAAGGACAGAGGCUUGGGGCGCCCACCUGUAUGGGGGUGCUGCAAGAAGCCUCUGCUAGGGUGUCUGUUGUGCCGUGUGGUUUGUUUUGUUUGCUCCUUUAUUUUGUUUUGCUUGCCCAGUCUCUCCUUACCCUUGGAUGCUGCUUACCCCUCAGGCACACCUGUGUCCCGUGUUCAGGCUCUGCUAUAAAGCAGGCCUUGAGGCCAUUGGAGUUUCUGUUUAGGGCAUUAAAAAUCCCCACAAGAUAUAAAGAGCAAAUGUUUUCCACCUCUCUUAAGAGUAGAAGGAUUACAUAAAAAUUAAUAAACGUUUUCAAUGAUGGAAAAGCGUGUCUUGUAAUUAUUUGGCCCUUGCCUUGUUGAGUGCAUCAGAGAGGAAGCCUCGGCUGUAUUUGCUCCCUAAUUGCUUGUCUGUGUGGUGUCAUCUCUUCUAGUGUUUUGAUAUUUGUUAGGUUUGCAGAUGAGUUUGGGGCCUCUGGCAACAGAGAGACUAAGGAACAGGGUGUGGUGUCUGUGUGCUUUGAUGAAGAUGAAGACAGGAACUUGUGCUUAAUAGCAUAUCCCUUAAAAGGGGACCAUGGAGCCAUGGACAGUGUAGACAAUUCAGACUGUGAACCAAAAAGUAAGCUCCUAAGAUGGACAAACAAAAAACAUCACGUCCUUGACCCAGAGAAGACCCCCAAGGACUGGGUGCGGCAGCACUGGAAGGAGGAGAAAAUGAAGAGCCAUAAGUUAGAAGAAGAAUUUGAGUGGCUCAAGAAAUCUGAAGUCUUGUACUACAGUGUAGAGAAAAAGGGGAAUGUAAGUUCCCAGCUUAAAUACUACAACCCCUGGAGCAUGAAGUGUCACCAGCAGCAGUUACAGAGAAUGAAGGAGAAUGCAAAGCAUCGGAACCAGUACAAAUUUAUCUUACUGGAGAACCUCACUUCCCGAUAUGAGGUACCUUGUGUCCUGGACCUCAAGAUGGGGACACGCCAGCAUGGUGACGAUGCUUCAGAGGAGAAGGCAGCCAACCAAAUCCGAAAAUGCCAGCAAAGCACCUCUGCGGUCAUUGGUGUGCGCCUGUGCGGCAUGCAGGUGUACCAGGCGGGCAGUGGGCAGCUCAUGUUCAUGAACAAGUACCAUGGCCGGAAACUGUCGGUGCAGGGCUUUAAGGAGGCGCUUUUCCAGUUCUUCCACAACGGGCGGUACCUGCGCCGCGAGCUCCUCGGCCCUGUGCUCAAGAAGCUGGCGGAGCUCAAGGCCGUGCUGGAGCGACAGGAGUCUUACCGCUUCUACUCCAGCUCCCUGCUCAUCAUCUACGAUGGCAAGGAGCGGCCGGAGGUGGCCCUGGACUCGGACGCGGAGGACUUGGAGGACCUGUCCGAGGAGUCCGCCGACGAGUCGGCCGGGGCCUACGCCUUCAAGCCCCUCAGCACCAGCUCCGUGGACGUGCGCAUGAUUGACUUUGCCCACACCACCUGCCGGCUGUACGGCGAGGACAGCGUCGUGCACGAGGGCCAGGAUGCUGGCUACAUCUUCGGGCUCCAGAGCCUGAUAGACAUUGUCACAGAGAUCACUGAGGAGAGUGGGGAGUGAGCUGGCCGACUGUACUGGUCCUUGCCCCUCCGUGUCCCGGGCACAGCUGUGCUGCGUCCAGGAGGAAGCCAGUGUGGCCAGGGGUGGCCUCUGCAGCCUGGAGCUGACGCACAGAGGCCUCGAGUCCCGCCUGAGCCGGCCCCACCGCGCUCCGAGUCUAUUUAUUUUACUGUUUCUUCAACAUUCCAUGUUUGAUGAACAGAUACCUCUCUUCCCUGAGUGUAACUGUCCUAAUACAAACCCUUUUGUUAAUUGUA
Molecule: messenger RNA, 2027 nt
Organism: Myotis davidii
Lineage: Eukaryota; Metazoa; Chordata; Mammalia; Chiroptera; Vespertilionidae
Gene: IP6K2
Product: inositol hexakisphosphate kinase 2
Exons: 5
Coding region: 778-1770 (330 amino acids)
Biological process (GO): inositol phosphate biosynthetic process; phosphatidylinositol phosphate biosynthetic process
Cellular component (GO): cytoplasm; nucleus
Molecular function (GO): inositol hexakisphosphate kinase activity
Source: RefSeq, a predicted model, not a curated record